AUGUAUUUAGCAACGACUAGUAGACCUGACAUCAGUUAUGCUGUGUCAUACUUGAGCAGAUUUUUGGAUCGUGUAACUGAAGAGACCUGGACUGCAGGAAAACGAGUUUUGAGGUAUCUACAGGGAACUAAAACUCUAGGAUUGACUUAUACUAAGCAUACAAAUGGUGACGUAAUACUUGAAGGAUAUUCAGAUGCUGAUUGGGCAACGGACAAGGAAAGUAGAAAAAGCGUUAGUGGAUCUAUAAUUUUAUAUGGUAAUAACCCAAUAUCAUGGUCAUCCAAGAAACAAACUUGCGUGGCUUUAUUAACAGCGAAAGCUGAAUAUGUGGCAGCAGCACAAACAGCUCAAGAUCUAAUCAACGUAAAGGGUCUAGUGAUAAAUUUAACAACGGAAAUACUAUUAGCAGAAGAGCAAUCACAAAGUGAAUGUAGAGGAAAAGCCAGUCCUUCAUCAAGUGGAUUUGAGGAUAACUUUGCGAAUGAAGAGACGCACUACCACGUGACAUUUUUCGAUUCCGACGCAGUGAAUAGAUCUUGGGUGAAGGCCGUAAAUUUGAAACCGAUAGACGUAGCCGUUAAACAGACUAAAGAAGCCGUCGAAAUGAAGCUGCUCGACAGACUGAAAAAGUACAGCUUCAUAUAUAGAUAUGCGGAAUCUUCGAGAAAGACGAAGCGAGAUAUGCGAGUGAGAAUGGCGAAGGUGAAACAAAUAGAGAAGAAAUCGAUAUUUAGGAGAGUAGUCUGUUCUCACCUCAACAACAUUACGAGCUAG
Molecule: messenger RNA, 774 nt
Organism: Diorhabda carinulata
Lineage: Eukaryota; Metazoa; Arthropoda; Insecta; Coleoptera; Chrysomelidae
Exons: 5
Coding region: 1-774 (257 amino acids)
Source: RefSeq, a predicted model, not a curated record